GCUGAACACUCUUAUUUGUGACUCCGGCACGGAUGAACGUGCGGCGCGUAGUUGGCUCUUCGUCUUUGUAGGUUUUGGCUGUUUCCCGCCCAACAAAAAAAAAAAAAUAAAAUAAAAAAACAAAUCAAAUUAAUAUGAAAUAAUUUGAAAUUUCAUAACUAGGCAAAGACGACAACAAUUACAAUUAUAGUUACCAAAAAUAAGCAGAAACCACAAAAUUCCGGUCGGACUAAUUUAACAAAAAAAAAAUAAAAACAACAAAAAACAAAUAGAGAGUACCAAAAAUCAAUUACAAGUGCAAAAAAAUAAAAAUAAAAUAUUUCUUUAACUCGGACACGCCACUAAAAAUAAGCAGAAAUACAAAAUUCUAGACAUUUCUCAAAAUUCUUUCAAUUCCUACGACUAACUCGACUGCAAGUCUGCGAGCAAAGCUUCUCUGCUCAGAAAAAGUGAAUGUGAAGUUACGACAAAAAAAAAAACAAAUAAUAAUAAUAAAUACCGCUACAAGUUGAGACAAUUGUUAGCUCCAAUUGCGAGUGGCUUCCUCGUGCGAGUGUGUGUAUGUGCGUGUGUCUCAAGUACAACGGUGCAAGAGAAUAGACGGAGCAGAGCAAUAGAUGCAGCUUCUUCGCUCUUACGAUUCGCUGCUGCAAGCAUCAUAGAAGCAGCUUCAAAGGGAGCAGCAAGAAUUACACUACGCGGCGGCUCAACGUAAAAGUUUUAGUGUGAAUACUAUUAUUACUUAUAUAUAUAUAUUUUUUUUGUCUUGCUAGCAGUCAAUUUACACUGCUAAUACUUUUUUUCGGGUGUCUAUAUUUUUUUUUCUGCUGUUCUGUUACGACAAUUUCAAGUGUGCAAAAAAAAAAAAUAAAAAAGAAAGAAAGAAAGGAAAAAUAAAAGGCGGAAGCAACAGUUACAAAUCUGGAUUAAAUAUUUAAUUUCCUCUACGGAACAUAUACGCAGUUACGCUUGCAGCUGAAAAACUGUGCUACAUCAGGACACCAAGACCAUUUGCCAACCCGGACAAGAUUAUUAAAUAAACCAGUCGAAAGAUGACGACCGUUUGCAAUGGGGGCAUUAUGACGGGCUGCGACUACGACUAUGACGAUUGCCCCACCCUUGACGACAUCGAGUUGAAUGAUCUACUUGACUGCGGCAUGCCCAACUUGAAUGAUCUGGCCGACAGGCUGCCCAGCAUACAGAACGAUGUGGAGCGGAUCGCGGCCAAUCGGACGCACUCGCUGAGCAUCUCGCACCACGACGAUUUCGGGGAUCUGGACAUUAAGCCCGAGAUACGCAAUGUGGACUGCAUGUGGUCCGUGUUCGCCAGCAACAUGGCCAAUUGCAUUGGCGCCAGCAGCAACAGCAGCAUACUCAGCAACAAACACAGCAGCAGCAGCAGCAGCAACAACAACAGCAGCAGCAACAACAGCAGCAGCAACAGCAGCAGCAACAACAACAACAACAACAGCAAUUCGGCUGCGUCCAGUUAUAGCGAGAGCAGCGCUGUGCCGCCAGCCUUUGUUACGGGCAACACGCUGUUAAUUAAACGCGAACCGGAGGAAGAGGAAGAGGAGGAGGAGGAGGAGCAGGAGCAGCAAACGAACCAGCGGAACAGCAGCAACAACAACAGCAGCAACAGUAGAAAGUUCAACAGCAACAGUUGCAGGUCAACUGUCAAAGCGACAACAGCAACAACAGCAGCAGCAACAACAGCAACAGCAACAAUUGCGAUACCAAGUCGAGUGCUCCACAUUGAACCGUAUAUACCGCCGGGCACUUCGCUGCUGCGCAAGAGCAAUACGCAGCACAAGCAGCAGCAACUGUUGCAACAACAGCAGCAGCAACGUCUUAUCAAUAUGGCCACAGCCAACAACAGCAGCAACUGCUUUGUGCUGCCGGAUGAUGAGAUGCUGCCGGAAUUCCGUCACAAUGUGGAUCUGCGCGCCUGCGUCAUGGGCAGCAACAAUAUUGCGCUGACGAGCAGCGCCGAUGCCAUCGAUCAUCUCAGCCGGGAGCUGCAGAAUACGAGCAAGGAGCGCAUCGAUCUGCCUUAUCGGCUCUCGACUGCGCCGCAGUUCAGCGAUGUGCUUGAGGUGCUCAAUCAGCAAUCGGAGCAGUCGGCAGCAGCAAAGGCGGCAGCAGCAGCAGCAGCAGCAGCGUCAGCAGCAGCAGCAGCAACAGUUGUCACACUGUCGCCGCCGGCAACGAAUGCGACCAGUUCCGAUUGUGAUUCAGACGAUGGCGAUUGCUCCAUGCGUAAUUCCAGCUGCGGCUCGGCUGCCUCGAUCGAUUGCAACUAUAUGCGGCACAUAAGCGAUCACAGUUAUACGCGCUGCAACGAGAUGGAGACUAAUCUGGACACGCCCUCUGAUUCUGAUGAGGAAAUCGAUGUUGUCUCGCUCAAUGACAAGAAAUUGCCCACAAAUCCAUCGGAUCGUGAUCGACGCGCUCUGCAAACGAAUAUCGCCUACAAAAUCUCGAGUGAUGCCCGAAUCCUACAAUCGAAACGAUUCGAUCUACCCUAUACGCCGGCCAGCAGCAGUCCGGUCAAGUCCGUAGUCAAUUCGCGCUACGCCUCGCCAUCGAGCACGCCCUAUCAGGGCGCUGGCGCUGUGCCGGCCAGCUACUCGCCCGAAAGCCUCUCCCAGAGCAGCAGCAGCAGCAGCAGCAGCAGUAGCAGCAGCAGUAGCAUCAUCAGCGACUGCACAACGCCGCCGGCAACGAUGCUGGAUGGCAAGGGGCGCAAGCCCUACUACAUGUCCGACUGCACGUCGAGGAUGUAUUCGAACAAGCGCAGCAAUAUGAUCAGCCUGGUCGCGGCGAAGAAGAGUCGCGUGAAGAAGGUGAACGCUGGCUACGCUCAGCGCCCGUCCAAGUUCCAUGAUUUGGAUGACAAGAGCCCGCUCGACUCGAUUGUCACAGGCGGCUCCGGCUCUGGCUCCGGCUCUGGCUCCGGCUCUGGCACUGGCAUUGCGAAUCCGAGUUCCAGUGCGAACAGAUACAGCAACAAUGGCAACAACAGCAGCAACAUGCUGAAGCGCCAGCUCAGCAUAGACGAGGCGGACACGAUCGAGAAGCGCAAUCUGCACAACGAUAUGGAACGUCAGCGGCGCAUCGGGCUCAAGAAUCUGUUCGAGGCGCUGAAGACGCAGAUACCCAAUAUACGGGACAAGGAGCGUGCACCCAAGGUCAACAUAUUGCGCGAGGCGGCCAAGCUCUGCGAGCAUCUCACCAGCGAGGAGCGCGACCUCAGCCUCAAGCGCCAGCUCCUGAAGGCGAAGCUCAAGCAGCAGCAGGAGCUGCUCGCCCGACUGCGUCUGAGCAAGAGUGCAGCUGAAUGAUGAUAGCGGUAGCCGUAAGUGGUGGGUAAAGGGUAAACGGGGGGUGAUCAUCAUUGUGGAUAUGGUUGGGGGAAAGCCGUCGAGGGGGGGAGGGCAAAUAAAUAAGGAGGGACAUAAGGUUACAACGCGUUUGCAAGCGAUCCCGGCCCACAUGAAUAUAUAUACAUAUAUAUAUUGAAAGAAAGAAGAAAAGGUAGAGGAUAAGGAUAAGGAAAAGGAUAAGGAAAAGAGGAAAAGCAAAAUAACCGAUAUGAUGAUGAUGAUGAUGAUGAUGAUGAUGACCAUAUGAAAAAGUGUUGCACACAAAAGUUACACGAUAA
This is a messenger RNA of Drosophila virilis, 3664 nucleotides long. RefSeq names its product Myc (gene Myc). Gene Ontology annotation, molecular function: DNA-binding transcription factor activity, RNA polymerase II-specific; protein dimerization activity; RNA polymerase II cis-regulatory region sequence-specific DNA binding. The record is from RefSeq and is a predicted model, not a curated record. Lineage: Eukaryota; Metazoa; Arthropoda; Insecta; Diptera; Drosophilidae. Gene Ontology annotation, biological process: regulation of transcription by RNA polymerase II.